Bombina bombina (fire-bellied toad) is the source of this 5875-nucleotide messenger RNA. It is a transcript of the gene SLC44A5, whose product is annotated as solute carrier family 44 member 5. Gene Ontology annotation, biological process: transmembrane transport. Gene Ontology annotation, cellular component: membrane. The record is from RefSeq and is a predicted model, not a curated record. Gene Ontology annotation, molecular function: transmembrane transporter activity. The transcript is spliced from 22 exons. The coding region runs from base 91 to 2238 and encodes 715 amino acids. NCBI's taxonomy places the organism in Eukaryota, Metazoa, Chordata, Amphibia, Anura, Bombinatoridae.
CAGCCCGCAGCGCCCCUUCACAUGCCAUCACAGCAGCCGGCCAGAGCCCCCUGACUCGCCCAGGAGAUCUGCUCCUCUGCCCUGGGGAAGAUGGGCCGGAGGGGGGCUGCCCCCAGUUCUCCUCUCGGUGAACCAAGAAAGUUUGAUCCAAGGUUUAAAGGACCCAUUGGACAAAGGCACUGUACAGAUGUCCUGUGCUGCGUCAUUUUUGUGGUAGUGAUCCUUGGUUACAUUGCACUAGGGAUUGUAGCGUGGAUUCAUGGCGACCCAAGAAAAAUUGUGUACCCAACAGACAGCUACGGGCAGUUUUGUGGGCAAAAGGGUACAGCUAAUGAGAACAAGACUAUAUUGAUGUAUUUUAAUAUUCUACGAUGUGCAAAUCCAAUUGUGCUUAUAAACCUACAGUGCCCUACCACACAGCUCUGUGUAUCAAAGUGCCCAGACAGAUUUGCUACCUAUCUAGACAUGCAAGCAAAUAGAUAUAACAGCAGCUACUGGCUCUAUUACAAGCAGUUCUGCAGGCCUGGAUUUGACAACCCCAAAAAGUUUAUUACAGAAGUCCUAAGGGAUGAAGAUUGCCCAUCAAUGAUUAUCCCUAGCAGGCCGUUUCUCCAGAGAUGCUUCCCUGAUUUUUCCACAAGGAAUGGCGUGCUGACCGUUGCAAACAAGACCUUAUUCAAAGAUGGGAACGGUCACAUGAGAAAUGUAACAGACCUCAGAGAAGCUGCCAAUGGUAUUAAUAGCGUAAUUGACGCAAGAUCUGUGGGAAUGAAGAUUUUCGAAGACUAUGCGAGUUCCUGGUAUUGGAUAUUGAUUGCACUCUUUAUUGCUAUGGUUAUAAGUCUACUUUUUCUAAUACUCCUGAGGUUUACAGCUGGAGUAUUUUUCUGGAUUUUUAUAUUCGGUGUAAUUGGAGUGGUAGGAUAUGGCAUCUGGCAUUGUUUUUGGGAAUAUGACAGCUUAAAAGGAGUACCCGGUGCUGACUUAACUAUAUAUGACAUUGGGUUACAGACGGACUUUAGAGUUUACUUACAAUUGAGGCAAACGUGGUUAGCAUUUAUGAUCAUACUCUGUAUUGUUGAAGUUAUCAUCAUACUGAUGUUGAUCUUCCUAAGAAAUAGAAUUCGGAUUGCAAUUGCACUUUUGCAGGAAGGAAGCAGAGCUAUUGGAUACAUCAUGUCUACAUUGUUUUAUCCAAUCAUUACCUUCAUACUGAUUGCAAUUUGUAUUUCCUACUGGGCUGUCACAGCAGUUUUUUUGGCUACAUCAGGGGAAGCUGUAUAUAAAGUUAUGGCAAAUAAAACUCUUUGCAAAUAUGCAGAUAUAACUUGUAUUCCUGAAACUUUCAAUACAACUAAUGUGACCAAGCUGUGUCCGGGUGCGCAAUGUGCUUUUGCUUUUUAUGGUGGUGAAAGUUUUUACCACAAGUACAUUUUGGUUUUUCAGCUUUGCAAUGUUUUUGUCUUUUUGUGGCUGGUGAAUUUUUCCAUAGCAUUGGGUCAGUGUACCCUAGCUGGUGCCUUUGCCUCUUAUUAUUGGGCUUUUAAGAAACCUAAGGAUAUACCACCGUGUCCAUUGUUUUCUUCAUUUGGACGAGCAAUAAGAUAUCACACUGGAUCACUGGCAUUUGGAUCUUUAAUCAUUGCACUUGUUCAGUUUAUACGAGUUAUUUUGGAAUAUUUGGAUCAUAAACUCAAAGCUACCCAGAACUCGUUCACAAAAUUCUUACUAUGUUGCUUGAAAUGUUGUUUCUGGUGUUUGGAAAAAUUCAUUAAGUUCAUUAACAGAAAUGCGUAUAUCAUGAUUGCUAUUUAUGGUAAGAAUUUCUGUACAUCCGCAAAAGACGCAUUUUUUUUACUUAUGAGGAAUAUUGUACGGGUUGCGGUGUUGGACAAAGUAACAGAUUUUCUAUUGUUUCUUGGAAAAAUCUUUGUUGCUGGUUCAGUUGGAGUUCUGGCCUUCUUUUUCUUCACAAGAAAAAUACCCCUGAUCACUGAUGAAGUUCCAACAUUGAAUUACUACUGGGUACCUCUUUUGACAGUAAUUAUUGGGUCCUAUCUAAUUGCACAUGGAUUCUUCAGUGUCUAUGCAAUGUGUGUCGACACACUUUUCCUGUGUUUUUUGGAAGAUGUAGAGAGAAAUGAUGGUUCAGCUGAAAAACCCUUUUAUAUGAAUAAAACUCUGAUGAACAUCUUGAACAAGCAAAAUGUACCAACCAGAGGUACAGUAGAACAGUAAAAUAAAAGUGAAAGAGUAGCAACGUGAUUUUUUUUUGUAGUACUAAACCUGGAUUUGUGUAAAUAUUUUAUACCAAAGUCUAACAGACAUGCAAAGCUUGCAGCAGCACUGGAAAAAAAUAAUAUUGUAUAGUUUUAUAAAGGACUAUAUUAAACAAUUUUGUAUUCUCAAAGAUGAUGCUUUUGGGUGUCAGUCCACUUAAUUGUUUUUGGAUCACUUUUUCCAAUACUGACAGGGUUAAUGCUAAUAAAUAAAUUGUGUACAAAAUAUUAAAAAAAAAAAAUGUUUUGUAAAUGUAAUUUUAUUGUUAAAAAGAAGACACAUAGGAUUCCAUUGUGUGAAUUGUAUUUAUAUGAUUAAUUUGUGAUGCUGUAACUCAUUUUAUACAAAGUGCCUUACUGGCUGUUGUGUAUAUUGCAGGGAGCAUGUGUCUACAGAGAUUUUGUAACUAUGUAAAAGAAAAAAAUGUGUCUGAUUAGAAAACAAUAUCUCAAAUAAUCUCGAGACUUAAGGGCCUUAUUCAAUAAUAAUAAUAAUAAAAAAUCAAUAAAAUGUUUCUCACGACUCUGAAGUUCAAAAUUAUUUACUAUUAACUUUUUUAAUGCACCUAUCCAUAGCAAUUUAUUUAAAAAGUAAAAUGUUGCAAACAAAUAAAAUAAAAAAAAAUGAAUUGCAACAAUUUUUACAACAUUAUUAAAUAUAAAUAAUUAAACCUACAAUAAAAAAAGUAUUUAAAUAAAAGAAUUAAAGGGGCAGUGUACACCUUGGUAUUUCUAUAUCAAAUGUUUAGUUGUGUGGUAACACAUAAUGAAAAUAUACCUUCAUUAUUUAUUUUGCCCACUUUUCAUAUAAUUGUGGAUUUUGUAAUUAGAGCUGGAAAUGCACACUGCAGAUACCUUUAGGUGAACACUGCUACAUAGCUUUCCCUAACUGGAUUUAGCAGAUAAAAAUGGCAAAACAAUGCAGUUUAUACUAAAAUAAUGACCAUGGGAAGCCUUGCAAGCUUCAGACUCAAGCCUGGAUAGGCUCCUUUAGAUAAGGCAACUGAGGCAACCAUGAUGUUAAUUUGUUUUAAAAAUUUAGAGUUGGCUGAUAUGUUAUUCUAAAUCUAGACAACAGAUUGUGAUUACAAGGUAUAAAUGUUCUAAAGGCUAAACUAGUUAAGAAAUGCAAAGUAAACUUGACUAAAUAAUCAAUUUAUAAAAGAAAACAUUGGUAAUACCAACUGAGCAUUUAGGUUAAAUAUAAAAUUACAACAUAAAAAAAUGGAAAUAUCCACAGGUGAGAAAAUAAAUUAAUAUUUUGUAUUUUAUGUACUAUUCGAUAGUUAAGGUGUUUAAAUAAAUAUUACUGAAAAGUAUUGUACUAAUGAAAUGAAAAACUUUGUAAAAUUUAAGAAAAAAACAAAAAUUAACUUAUAAUUAAUUUUCUUUAAUGUUCAAUUAAGAUUUUUUUUUGUCAGUUGAAUAAGGCCCUAAAUCUAUAACAACUAAGAUAUAGUGAGGAUUGAAUAUUAUACAUAUUUUAAAUAAAUUAUUAAUCUCUGUAACAUGAUUUUACUAGGUAUUCUCUGUAUUAAAAAUAGGGAAUCAAUUUUUUUUAUGGUGAAUGGGAAAGAAGAUGAAUUAGAGUCAUCAAAAUAAACUGGUUAUAAAAUUAUUUAUAUGUAGAAUAGACAUUCAAGAUCUAUUUGGUGUGCUGUAUAUAAUAAACUGUAUUAUUUUUCUCAAUUAAAGGGACAGUCUAGGCCAAAACAAACUUUCAUGAUUCAGAUAGGGCAUGUAAUUUUAAACAAUUUUCCAAUUUACUUUUAUCACCAAUUUUGCUUUAUUCUCUUGGUAUUCUUAGUUGAAAGCUUAACCUAGGAGGUUCAUAUGCUAAUUUCUUAGACCUUGAAGGCCACCUCUUUUCAGAAUGUGUUUUAACAGUUUUUCACCACUAGAGGGUGUUAGUUCAUGUGUUUCAUAUAGAUAACACUGUGCUCGUGCACGUGAAGUUAUCUGGGAGCAGGCACUGAUUGGCUAAACUGCAAGUCUGUCAAAAGAACUGAAAUAAAGGGGCAGUUUGCAGAGCCAUAGAUACAAGAUAAUCACAGAGGUUAAAAGUAUAUUAUUAUAACUGUGUUGGUUAUGCAAAACUGGGGAAUGGGUAAUAAAGGGAUUAUCUAUCUUUUAAAACAAUAACAAUUCUGGUGUAGGCUGUCCCUUUAAACAGCUACUUCAUGUGAGCAAAGCUAAGGUUUAAAAGUUGUUUAAAUAUAAAAAUGCAAUAUUUUCUUUCUGAUAGUCAAUUUUCUCAACAAUUUAUUUGUGAAUUUGCAGAUUAUUGCAAUGCAGUCAUAUCAUUUGUUAUCCCAAAUUAAUUUUAUGUGGGAACUCUUUAUUAUUAUUAUUAUUAUUUCACAUAUAGUUGAUCCUAAAGGGACAGAAAAGUCAAAAUAAAAUGUUCAUGGUUCAGAUAGGACAUGCAAAUUUAAACAAUUUUCCAAUGCACUUAUAUUAUCUGAUUUGCUUUGUUCUCUUAGUAUUUUUUGUUUGAGUAAAAUUAAAGUAGAUUGAGAGGAGCUUAAGAGUUUGCAUUCAGUAGUUUUGCUCACUGCUGAAUGUGGAAUGCGGCCACUGGCAGCAUUCGGCACUUUCAGAGUCUUGUGAAAGUGCUACACAAUGGAUGUGCAUAGAUAUUAGUUGGUUGCACUUUCACAAGAAGUAAUCUGGUUCUAAAAGGUGCUGAAUGCUGCAAGCAGCUGCCUUCCAAAGGAUACCAAGCAAACUAAGCCAAAUUUAAAAAAAUGGAAAGUUGUUUAAAAUUUCAAGCUCUAUCCAUUCAAUUUAAGUUUAAUUUUGACUCCACUGAAGUACCCUGUUAAUAGUCUCCCCCAGUUAUAUUUUUACAUAAACAUAGAAAUAAUUCACUUAAUAAAAUUGGAAUUUUUUUUAUUAAUUAAUAUUUUGGCCUGGAAUAUCACACCUCACCAUUCAUUGGAGCUACUAUUGAGUGUGAAUUAUGGGGCUAUCGGAACUUCUUCAUUGGCAGCGCCCUGGUAAUGGGAUAUGAACAUUUUUAGUCUAAAACCACUUUGGCUUGAUUAUUAAUCCUAAUGGUUUGAGAUUGUAAAUCCCUCUUUAAUGGAGGAUAUGGAGAAAUGUAUCGUGCACUGCAUUUGAUACUUUGUAAUUAAAAUGUAUAAACAUUUCAUACUUUUGAUAAUUAAAACGUUUGUAGAAAAAAAAUGACUAAUUUAGCAAUCUAUAAUGGCUUUUUACUACAGCCUUACACUGAACCAUGCUGUUCCAUUGUAAUACCCCUUCACAAUUGUAGGUGACAGUGAAAAGUGUAAUGUGUAAAAGUCCAAUGCAUUUUGUACUAACUCAUUUUAACUGGUUCUAGCUCUUAUAUAUUGUCUAUUAAUGACAGCAUGACUUGAGGGUCCAUAUUCUGUGUGCUUCUGCUGUGCAGAAUUAGAAAUGCUUUUUUUCAAUAAUAAAAUCUCUCAACAAAAUAUUUAUUUUAACAUUUGUGAAGCUGGGUGCUUUGCAGCAGUGAAGUUUUGCUUGAUAAUUAUUAAAAGUGUUGGAACAACUAAUUUCUGAAAUGUUGUUUGUUGAAAAUAUUUUUCAAAUAAAGAUUGUUUCAUAAA